This is a messenger RNA of Trichomonas vaginalis G3, 1350 nucleotides long. RefSeq names its product serine-type endopeptidase protein. The record is from RefSeq and is a predicted model, not a curated record. NCBI's taxonomy places the organism in Eukaryota, Parabasalia, Trichomonadida, Trichomonadidae. Bases 1 to 1350 code for a protein of 449 amino acids. Gene Ontology annotation, cellular component: membrane. Gene Ontology annotation, biological process: protein processing. Gene Ontology annotation, molecular function: serine-type endopeptidase activity. The transcript has a single exon.
AUGGUUUUUCCACAAGUAUCAGAUCUUUUUUAUGUUGCAGCAAUGACGGCUACAAAAGUUUAUCCAAAAUCACAUAUGUGGACCAAAAAUGCUUUUGAUUUAUACUUUAACAGGCAAUUCGGAUUUGGAAGGCUUAAUGUUAAGGAAAUGUGUGCGGCUUUUCAUGAUUUGAGUGUAUCUUAUGGAAGUCCUGUAAAAAUCGUAUUGAAGAAAACAGUAAAUAUGCCAUUACCAAAUGAAGAAGUAAAUUUCACAUUCGAAUUUAAAGAAAAAUAUAAUUCAGUUGUUUGUGUUGACCUCAGAAUUCAUUCGAAAAAAUUGUCUUUUGGAUCAUUAAAUCCUCACGUAAUUAGCCCUGGUGGAACUCGGAGUGAAUUAAAACUAAUAACAAUUGAUUCAAUUGAUUAUCCAAUCAAAAGUGUUGAUUUGAAUUCAUAUCAAUUUCUUGGAGAGAACCCGAAAGGAAAUUGGACAGUAUCAUUCCGAAUUAAUGAUUACUCAGAUCAUGGAACUUUGGAGACUCUAGAAUUAAGAUUAUAUUGUACAAAAAAUGGUCCAUUAUCAUCACAAAUAAACCAACCUGAUGGGAAUGAUCCAUACAAUAUUAGCGAUUCAUAUAUUGAAUUUCCAUCGAAUCUUUUGAAUGUAACUGCUGCAGAAAACGUUACAUUCAAUAUUAAACUUAAAAAUGAAUGCGUAAAAAAAGAAAAGUACAGCAUUUGGUUUGCCGAACCUGAUGGUGAGAAUAGAGUACCAUUGACAGAAGCACAGAUUAUUAAUAACUAUACACAGGUUAAUAUUCCUUAUUUCCCUUCUGUAUUCAAGGAUCAAAUGGAUUCAAUAUUAGUUAUAGAUUCAUUUUCCCCGAGAUGUUUGUAUUCGUCAAGAGUUAAAUUGAACUAUACAAAUAAAUUCAAACCAGGAAUUAUUUCACCAAAGAAUAAAGCAAUCAUUUCUUCAGCGGAAACUGAUCUUGAAGUUAGCUAUGCUCUUCAAUUACCAAAAGUCGUAUAUGCUAAAUUUACAGGCUCUUCUGCAGUUUCAAUUCUUUCCCCUGAUAGUAAGAAACUUCUCAAAAGAAUGUUUCAGAAAAAUAUUGGAUAUAUACAUGCAAAAGGUAUUGUUCCAAAUACAAAGAAUUUUUAUGUGCAAAUAAGUCCAGCAUCAACUAAUUUAGGCUUAGAUUUUCCUGUAAUGACAAUUGAAAUGUUCAUUAUAGAACAAAAUGGAAAAUUCGCUCCAAUGAAGCUUGUAAAUAAUGCUGCUGGAAUUUCAUUUCUUGUCUUAUUCUUCGUCAGCCUUAUAACAUUGUGUACUUAUAGAACAGUUUCUUUAUGCAUGAUGAAGUAA